CUCAACAAAAAAGAAGGCAAAGAUCAUGGCGCUCACAUCUCAGCCGGAUGCAUGUGCACCAAAAGACUUUCACAGUGAUUUAAUGAGCUGCUGUGAUGACAUGAGCGUAUGUACUUACGGCUAUUUCUGUCUCCCUUGUUUGGGCUAUUCCAUUGCCAACGACAUGAAUGAGUGCUUCUGCUGUGGUUUAUGUUGGCCAAUCCGAAGUGUAUACAGAACUAAGUACAACAUACAAGGAUCUAUGCUUAAUGACUGUUGUGUCAGUUGCUUCUGCCUGUCUUGUGCAGCCUGCCAAUUGAAGAGAGACAUUAACAUUAAGAAGCAUACUGGAGAAUUCUGAACAAACGUUGUCUUACAAGGAACAAAAGCCCUGAACAUACUUGUUCUUUGUUUAUUAAAAGCAACAGGGAAAAACGCUAUCUUGCAGUCAAUCUACAGUAAGUCGUAUUAUAAAUGAAAAU
Messenger RNA from Labeo rohita (rohu), 461 nucleotides. RefSeq names its product placenta-specific gene 8 protein-like. Bases 26 to 340 code for a protein of 104 amino acids. Gene Ontology annotation, biological process: positive regulation of transcription by RNA polymerase II. The record is from RefSeq and is a predicted model, not a curated record. The transcript is spliced from 4 exons. Lineage: Eukaryota; Metazoa; Chordata; Actinopteri; Cypriniformes; Cyprinidae.